CAACGUCUGGGUCCAGUCGUGGUGUCCGCAGCCUGCCGAGAAGUCCCACCGGGUGUCAGCCCCAGACGCAAUAAAAUGGUUCCGGAGGGCUACACCGUUUACUCGGCCGCCGAUCUCUGAUGUGUGAAUUUCCAAACAUUGGAGAAAAAUGGUUGUCAAGAUUGUCGGGGAGAUAGAGAGAUUGGACGCUAAGCAACUGAGUUACCAUGAUUUCGUCGAGAACUAUAUGAAGAGAAAUCAGCCAGUGCUCCUGACAGGUUUGAUGGAUGGAUGGCAGGCUUGCAAGGAUUGGGUAAAGCCAAAUGGCGAGCCCAAUCUUGCUUUCUUCUCUACCCACUUCGGGAAAUCUAAAGUCCAGGUCGCGGAUUGUGGAACAAGAGAGUUCACAGAUCAGAAGAGGAAGGAAAUGUCUGUUUCAGAAUUCAUAGGCCACUGGGAGAGACUUCUUGAACAAGAUGGCAAUGAAUCACUUCUAUAUUUGAAAGAUUGGCACUUUGUUAAGGAGUACCCUACCUAUGUAGCAUAUGCUACACCACAUUUUUUCUUGGAUGAUUGGCUGAACAUGUACCUAGAUAGUUAUCAUAUGCAUGAAGACACAAACAGUGAUGCUUCUUAUGAACUAAACUGCUCUGACUACCGCUUUGUGUAUAUGGGUUGUAAAGGGACUUGGACUCCUUUGCAUGCUGAUGUAUUCAGGUCUUAUAGCUGGUCAGCAAAUGUUUGCGGAAAGAAAGUCUGGCAUUUUCUGUCGCCAUUACAAUCUCACCUUAUAUUUGAUAGGAAUUUGAAAAAUUCUGUAUACGACAUUUUUGAUGAUGUUUCUGAUACACAGUUCCCAGGCUUUAGAAAGACCGUUUGGAUGAGGUGUACUCAAGAGAAAAAUGAAGUUAUUUUUGUGCCUAGCGGCUGGUAUCAUCAAGUCCAUAAUCUGGAGGACACUAUUUCCAUUAACCACAAUUGGUUCAACGCUCACAACCUUUUUUGGGUGUGGAGUCUCUUAGUGAAAGAUUAUAAUGAGGCAAAAGAAUACAUAGAAGACAUACGAGAUAUCUGUGACGAUUUUGAAGGCCUCUGUCAACGAAAUCUUGCUGCAAAUACAGGCAUGAACUUCCCUGACUUCUUCACUUUCAUUGGAAGAUUCGCAAUUGCGAACAUGAACCAACUCCAUCAACUUGAGGAUAAGGGACUUUGUAUAAAUUUGGCCAAAGCACGUCAUCUAUAUUGCAAUUUAUUAUCUAUACAUAAAGUUGCAGAAGAGAUGAAAUCAGCAGUUUUCUUCAAAGCUGAGCAUUCUCAUGAAUUGACUAAGAAUGAAAGUGCCUUUCAGGACAUUAAAAGUUUGUUCAGGGAACCCAAGUUCCAUGAGCUUUGCAUGUCUGUCAAUAGAAUAUAUGGUACCUUGGCUACAUCUGCGAGACCAGAUAAUGAGAUGGGAAAAGUAUUGGGAUGCAGUGCAGAAAAAUUAGCAGAGAAAGAAAGCAGGAAAGACUUGGAUAUUAUCAGUGACCAGAACUGCAAUAAAGAUGUGAGCUUCAGCAUAUGGGGCCCUGAAGACCUUGCCAGAGUUAUUGACUGUACAAUUAGAAAUUUCAAAAUAUUUUCAUCUUAAACGGAAUUUCUUUCUCAAAUCUCUGGCACUUGAGAACGGUAUAUCAACUGCUCAAUUUUGGGUGUGUUGAUUUUGCUUGGUUAUUCGUCAUCAGUACUUUGCUGCUUAUCAGACCACCAUCACCAGGAAAAUGCACCAAUAAUUGGAGACUUGCUUGUCUUUAGUGAAGGUAUUUUGGUCAAUCUGUCAAACAUCUGCUUGACGUGCCUGAUUCGGUUCGAACUGUCUAACCAGCUAAUUCUUGCAAGUGUGGUCAGAGUCGUCUUUUCUGAUAAGCAUCUACAGAAUUUUGAGAUCGGGACCAACGUUAUUUGGCCAAUAUCUGUUAGCUAAUGGGAACAAAGGGCAGUUUGGUCACUUUACUGGAGGAACAGAGACUGGUCCUCAUUGAGCAUUUUCCGCUGCAUCCGCUGAUGAAUUUUAUGACAAUGUCAGUAGCCAUCCCUCCUUUUGAAGGCAUGAAAGAGACUUCAACUCUUGUAUCUAAACGGAUGAGAGAGAUUAUAAAGCUGCAAUUGUUACCCCCAAAGUUUGCAUCUAUCCUCUGUACUUCGUUCUUUUAGUUAAAAAACCUGGAUUUUGUACACUCUGCACCAUGCAUCUGGGGACAAAAUCUGAUCCACUUGUUUGUCGAAUGGAAAACACCCUUUCUUUGUC
Nymphaea colorata (pocket water lily) is the source of this 2266-nucleotide messenger RNA. RefSeq lists its product as uncharacterized. Gene Ontology annotation, biological process: protein hydroxylation; negative regulation of gene expression; positive regulation of translational termination. Gene Ontology annotation, cellular component: cytoplasm; nucleus. The record is from RefSeq and is a predicted model, not a curated record. Lineage: Eukaryota; Viridiplantae; Streptophyta; Magnoliopsida; Nymphaeales; Nymphaeaceae. Bases 149 to 1609 code for a protein of 486 amino acids. Gene Ontology annotation, molecular function: histone H4R3 demethylase activity; sequence-specific DNA binding. The transcript is spliced from 9 exons.